AUGUCGCCACCAUCCUCACCCUUCCAAGUCCACGACCGGCGCUUCGAUGCCAUCCUGGGCUCAUCCCCCCAGCUCGAACUGCUUGCCAGCAACCCCGAGUACCCCUUCGCCCACGAAGCCGGCAUCUAUCUCCCCACCACCAACCAACUCUUCAUCACGAGCAGCCGCUACACCGGCCCCGACGGACAGCCUAAAAUCCAAAUCACCCGAAUCAACCUCUCCGAAGACAACACCCCCGUAACCUACGACGAGAUCCCCACCGACAUCCCCUUCGGCAACGGAGGCAUCAACUACAGCAAUGGAGACAAAGGCAUCCUAAUCUGCGGGCAGGGCUCCCUGACCGUCCCCAGCGGCCUGUACCACAUGUCCACCGCCGCCCCGUACACGACGACGCUCCUGAAGGGCGACUUCUACGGCCGCCCGUUCAACUCGGUCAACGACGUGGUGGUGCACUCGGACGGCUCGGUCUGGUUCACAGACCCCUCGUACGGCUUCGCACAGGGCUUCCGCCCGCCCCCGCGCCUCCCCAACCAGGUGUAUCGCUGGGACCCCUCGACCGGAAAUACCCGCGUGGUGGCGGAUGGUUUCGGAAUGCCGAAUGGGAUCUGCUUCGCGCCGGACGAGACCGUGGUCUACAUCACGGAUACGCAGUAUUUGCCUGGGACUGGGGGGGUGAAUGAGCGAAACCCUGCGACCAUAUAUGCGUUCGAUGUGGUGCGGUACCACGACGAGCCGUUCCUGACGAAUCGGCGAGUGUUCGCUAUGACGGACGCGGGUAUCCCGGAUGGGAUCAAGUGCGAUACGUUGGGCAAUGUCUACAGUGGCUGUGGGGAUGGUAUCCAUGUCUGGUCGCCUGGGGGUGUCUUACUGGGUCGCAUUCGCGUCCAAGGUGGGGUGGCUAAUUUUUGCUUUGGGAAGGGCGGUGAGAUUUUUGCGUUGAAUGAGCAUCGCUUGUGGAGGGUCAAGUUGGGGGGACAUGUUCGCGGUGCCUUGCUGGGGAUUUGAUCCAUUGGGAUAAUAUUCUGCUGCGUGAUAACGAUGUUUGGAAAGAUGAAGAAAAGGGGCUCUCUGGGGGUUCUCCCCCAGAACGUAUGAGUAGAUUCUCUCUGCACAAAUGGGGGUAAUCGCAACCGCCGGCCGGGGUUAAAGAUGCCUCUUAUGAUCGAUACUUGAGAGACAUCGGGCAGAAACGGC
Molecule: messenger RNA, 1194 nt
Organism: Aspergillus uvarum CBS 121591
Lineage: Eukaryota; Fungi; Ascomycota; Eurotiomycetes; Eurotiales; Aspergillaceae
Product: SMP-30/gluconolactonase/LRE family protein
Exons: 2
Coding region: 1-1005 (334 amino acids)
Source: RefSeq, a predicted model, not a curated record